AUGACUGUCCAGAAGGACGUCCAGAAGAUCGUCCGGAAUAUGUCCAGUCUAAUUAGUAUAAAUCCACCACGGAAAGUUUAUGCUAACCCUGAGGAUGUGGGGGAGGACAGUAUAAUUCUUCAGUGGGAAUCCCCACAGGAUAGCCAUGAGGUCUACAUUCAAAUCGAAACCAUACCAGAGAAAAGAGAAGUCAUGACUUUUUUUGUAAAGGAUGCUAAUAGAUUCAAGAUUGAUAAUUUAAUCCCUGGAAUGACUUAUGACAUUGGAAUGGCAACAAUGAUGAAUGGGAAUUUGAGUGAGCUGGUAACUAUUCAACAAACUCUAAAGCCCAAACCAGUACAAAUUGUUAUUCCUUAUGAAAGUUAUAGUACCUCUGUAAUCUUAUUUGUUCAAACACCUGAUAUUGGAGUGUUUGAUGGCAUACAGAUUGUAACUGAAGGAGGGCCAAAUGUUACCAGGCCUUUAAAACAUGACAGUAAAAUAACCGUUGACAACUUAACCCCAGGCACAGAAUACAAUUUCUUUGUUUCCAUCAUCAGUGGGACUAAAUUAAGCGAUGUAUAUUAUGUGCCUGCAGUAAAAACAUGUUUGGAGGCACCAUCAAUUAUCCAUGAGGGCAAAGUUACAGACUCUUCCAUAGAAAUUUUCUGGAAUCGAGCUGAUGGGAAUUUUCAGCAUUAUGAAAUCACAUGCAUAAACUGUGCUGACAUUUUCAUGGUUCAGAAGGUAGUGCAAGAAGCAGCAACAUUCUCUAACCUGGAGCCUGCUACCGUGUACACUUUUUCAAUUCGCACAGAGAAAGAAGGUUUUAAAGACAGCACUCCUAACAUAAAAGAAAUACAGACAGCCCCAAGUGCAGUUGAAUUUAUGAACCGUAGCAGAAACUCAAGUGCAGUAACUGUUAACUGGCCUUCACCCAGAAGUCUUCUGGAUGGGUACAUUAUUUCAAUAUCCAGUGAAAGGUUAACGAAAGAAGAAAUCCUGCCUUCCACAAAAAGAACAUUCACAUUUGAUAACCUUUCUCCAGGGACUGACUUUUCAGUUAGCAUUAUAACUACCAAGGGAUUAAAGAGGAGCCAUCCUAUUGGCCUCAUGGUUAGCACGUAUCCAGACCCACCAUCAGACCUGCUAAUUUUUGGGCAGGAAGAAAACACAAUAUAUUUGUCUUGGAAAUUCCCACAAGGAGGCUUCGAAAAGUUUCAGGUAAAGAACAGUGCUGCUGUCAUAAAAUCUUGA
Myotis davidii is the source of this 1236-nucleotide messenger RNA. RefSeq names its product tenascin-R. The record is from RefSeq and is a predicted model, not a curated record. NCBI's taxonomy places the organism in Eukaryota, Metazoa, Chordata, Mammalia, Chiroptera, Vespertilionidae. The transcript has 8 exons. Gene Ontology annotation, molecular function: protein binding. The coding region runs from base 1 to 1236 and encodes 411 amino acids.